GCGCUGGCUAGUCAGUGCGGUGCAGCAACGCAGCACAAAUCGUGAAUGAAACAAUUGACGCUCAAUCAAAACACGCAGGAUUCGCGGCCUGCUAGACCGCGAUAAAAAAUCCUUUGAUCUUCGAAACGCGUGUGUGACAGGUGGUGAAUUUGAGUGCUAAGAUGGGCACCACUUUGAAGCUAUACACAAAGGGAGCCAAAGUAUGGAUUCCUCAUCCAGAAUUAGUAUGGGAAGGCGUCGAGCUUCUAGAGGACUAUUCCCCCUCCACCAGCAAAGAUGGACUGCUCGUUCUAUCAGAAUCCGGCCAACAGAAGAGACUCCCUGUAAAACAAGAAUCAGAUCUUCCUCCACUAAGGAACCCCGCCUACCUCGUAGGAGAAAAUGACCUCACGACACUGUCCUACCUCCAUGAGCCUGCAGUCCUUCAUAACCUCCAAGUUAGGUUUUGCCAGCAAAGGGGAGUGUAUACAUACUGUGGGAUCGUGUUAGUUGCCAUCAACCCCUAUGAUGAGCUCCCUAUUUAUGGGCCAGAUACAAUUUCAAGCUACCGCUGCCAUUCCAAGGGUGAGCUGGACCCCCACAUCUUCGCAGUAGCCGAGGAGGCCUACGCAGAGUUGGAAAGGGCUAGAAGGGACCAAAGUAUCAUCGUUUCAGGGGAGAGUGGGGCAGGAAAGACAGUGUCUGCAAAGUACGCCAUGAGGUACUUCGCGGCUAUUGGAGGGGAGGGACAGUAUAACGACGAUGGAGGGGGGAUGCCGUCUCUUGCAGUUGGAGGGGAGGAGACUCAGAUCGAGACGAAGGUGUUAGCUAGCAGCCCUAUUAUGGAGGCAAUCGGAAACGCGAAGACAACAAGAAACGACAAUAGUUCAAGAUUUGGAAAAUUUAUCGAACUUCGGUUCAAUAAUCAAUUCCACAUAAACGGGGCUUCCAUGAGAACGUACCUGCUGGAAAAAUCAAGAGUUGUCUUCCAAGCUCCGGAUGAAAGGAACUACCAUAUUUUUUAUCAGUUGUGUGCUGCAAGAGAUAGGUUGAAGCAUCUGAGCUUAGAACACCAAAACAAUUUUUCCUACCUGAACCAAGGAGAGAGUCCAGAUGUGACAGGAGUAAACGACCUUGAAGCGUUCGAGGAAACUGUCAACGCUCUCAACAUGUUGUGUUUUACCGAAACAGAGCAAGAUGAUAUGUUCAAGAUAUUAGCGGCCAUACUACAUUUAGGAAACAUUAGCUUUAAGAAGUGUCUAGUCAAAAUGGAUAAUGAACAAGGUCAAGAAGGUUGUAAAAUGGAGGAGACAAAUAAAUACAUGAAGAAGUUUGCCGAACUUCUCCAGAUAGACGAAGAAGAAAUGAGACAGUGGCUGUGCACCAGGAAGUUGGUCUCGAUGAGGGACGUUUUCCUAAAACCGAUGUCCGUAGAAGAAGCCAUAAUAUCCAGGGAUGCUCUGGCGAAGCAUAUCUACGCAGAGCUGUUCAACUGGAUUGUGUUGGUUAUAAACAAGGUGCUGGAGUCCAACUUGCCUAAACAUAAGUUUAUAGGCAUUCUGGAUAUAUAUGGUUUUGAAACAUUCGAAACGAACUCUUUCGAACAGUUCUGUAUUAACUACGCCAACGAAAAAUUACAGCAACAGUUCAACUUACACGUAUUCAAACUAGAACAGGAGGAGUAUAUAAAAGAGGGCAUCGCAUGGAAAAUGAUUGACUUCUGUGACAAUCAACCAUGUAUUGAUUUGAUAGAGGCGAAACUGGGGAUUCUGGAUUUACUCGAUGAAGAAUGUAAGAUGCCUAGAGGAACAGACGCCACAUGGACAGAAAAACUAUACUCUAAAUGUGCGAAAUACCCCCACUUUUCAAAAGGACGUUUUGGUUCAUCGUGCUUUGUUAUAGACCACUUUGCAGAUAAAGUCCAAUAUAACAGCAGCGGUUUCUUAGAAAAGAAUAGAGAUACUGUUAUGGACGAUCAAAUCAGCGUGAUCAAAAGGAGUAGGAACCAUUUGGUGAAAACUUUAUUUGCUUCGGAUGCUCAGAAAUUAGCACCACCGGGUACAAAAUUGAAAAUCUCUUCUGCCAAACCUGCUCCUUCCGCCCAGAAAACGCACAAAAAGACCGUGGGGUCCCAAUUUCGAGACUCGCUGAACAUGCUUAUGGCAACCUUGAACUCAACGACGCCGCACUAUGUGCGUUGUAUCAAGCCAAAUGACUCCAAGAGCGCGUUCGAUUACAAUCCGACAAGGGUGGUACAGCAACUUAGAGCGUGUGGAGUAUUGGAAACCAUCAGGAUAUCGGCGGCUGGUUUCCCGAGUCGGUGGACCUAUGCCGAUUUCUUCUACAGAUAUCGCCUACUAUGCAAGUUUAAAGAUAUUGACGAAAACAACAUUCAAGACACUUGCAAGAAAAUCCUGAAUCAGUACAUUAAGGAUCCCGACAUGUACCAGUUCGGCAAGAACAAAAUUUUCUUCAGGGCUGGACAAGUAGCUUAUCUGGAGAAAUUGAGAACUGAUAAGCAGAGGCAAUGCUGUAUAAUGAUACAGAAAACGAUAAGAGCUUUCAUAUACAGGAGAAGGUAUAUGAAGAUGAAGAAGUCUGCCAUGUUGAUUCAGAGAUAUGGAAGAGGCUUUUUGGCAAGAAGAUUGGCUCAGAGCAUCCGAGAACAGAGAGCAGUUAUUACAAUCCAAAGAUACGUCCGAGGAUUCCUUCAAAGGAAGAAAUUUCACAGCAUACAUCGGUGUAUCGUGGGGAUUCAAAAGUAUGCCAGAGGUUAUUUGGCAAGGAUACGGUUUCUACGUAUCAAAUACAAUGCCAAAGCUAUCGUCAUCCAGAGAUAUAUCAGAGGUUACUUGGCACGUGAAAGAUACAAAGCGAAGCUCCGAAAAAUCAUCAUCUGUCAAGCAGCUGUUCGAAGAUACCUCGCUAGAAAACAAUACAAGAGAUUGCGAGUUGAAGCGCGGUCUAUUGAACAUGUUAAGAAACUCAACAAGGGACUGGAGAAUAAGAUUAUCAGUUUGCAGCAGAAGUUAGAUGAGAUGAAUAAAGUCAAUGUGGAGCUCAAGAAUUACCAAAAUGAAGUACUGGAGCUGAAAAACAAAAUGGUAACGUUCAAAGCGAUGGAAAUAGAAAUAAAAAAUCUCAAUAAUUUGGUGGUAGAAAAGAACAAGUUCAUAGAUAAACUAAAGGAGGAGAUUGUGCAAGAGAAAGAAGAAAAGAUAGACCUGAUACACCAAUUAGAGCAAUACAAAGAGGAGAGGGAAAUGUGGACCCAAGAAACGGCAAAAUUGAGGAACGAAUUAGAAAACAUCAACGAAAUAGUUCGUAUGAACGAGAAGGGUGCUGAAGAAAAAUUGAAGAUCCACAUUAAAGAACAAAAACUGAUGAUGCUACAAGAGGCCGACGAUUCCCGCGAGUCAUACCAAAGAUUGCUUCAGGAGUAUAAUCAGCUGGAGCAGAAAUACGAAGAUUUGAAGCAGCAGGUGAUGGUAAAUGGUGUGAAUGGAAAACCGGUGUACUUGGGCGAAGAUCAAGGAUAUGGAUCAACCAGGUCUACGGCUAGCAGUGGUGCCAGGGAGAGGUUGGAUAAUAUUACAUGGAGGGUCGAGAGCGCCUCGGCCAGCGAGACUCACUCUCCGCCUAGCGCUAGUCUGACCGCCUCCGAUGUGGAAACGGUCGCCCCCAGCGAGUCGAUACCACCUGCUGACGUCGGCCUCGUGUUGAAACUCCAACACCGAUUGGCUGAAGUAGAGCGAGAGAGGGAGAGAAUGCAACGGCGAUUGGACGAACUUGACAGCUCGCCCAGAGUGGAGGAAGCUGAGGCGGCAGCAAGGAUAUCCGAGCUGGAGUUGGUUAAUGCGCAGUUGAGGUCGCAGCUGAUCGAGUUGCAGAACAGUAUUAAUGAGGGUACAGGUCUUUCAAAACUACAUGAACAGCUAGUUGAAAUGAGACAAGAACUAGAUAGAAAAACAGAAGAAAUCAUUCAACUCAAGGGAGUCUUGGCUAACCAGACCAAAAAUAUGAAGACACUGUUCAGUUCAAGAUCCAGAACAGGUGAAUACAUAAAUGAAGAUGGAGAACUGGCUCAAGCUUACGAAACUCAAAAAACCAUCAACAAACAACUAGAGUUGGAACUUCAAGACGAAAAAGCAAAAUACAAAGCUCACGAGAAAGAGUACAAGUUAGAAAUUGAGAAACUUCGCGAAGAUAAUGAGAGACAGCAGAGAAUUCUUUCUGCGAAUCUGACAAACACUCCACAAGCUCAGAAUGAGGCUUAUAUGCAUUUGGAAAUUACUAGGUUAACGACAGAGAAUCUUCAGCUAACUGAAAGACUCGACACUCUGAACGAAACAGUGAGAAAGCUGAAGAGACAAAUCAAGAAUCUGACAAGGAAAUUGAAAGACACUGGUGUGGACUAUGACAGUUCAGUGUUCAAUCCAGAAGACGAGAUUGUUGCUAACGGCAUUGGACCUUGCAUAAGGAAAAAAGAAAGGGAAUAUCAAGGAAUGUUCUCAUAUAAAUUUGGGGAGGAGAAUGUUAUUAUGAAACGAUUAGUCAUAGACUUGAGUCCACGGACCGCCAUAAAACUACUUCCUGGUCUGCCAGCCUACAUUCUGUUCAUGUGCAUCCGGUACGUGGACCAUAUGAAUGACGAAAAUGCGGUGAAGUCGCUUCUGUCUGCCGCGUCCAGCGCCAUCAAGAAAACAGUCCGGAAAAGGCUGAAAGAUUCAGAAACUGUCACCCUAUGGCUGUCCAACACCAGCCAAUUGGUGAACAUUAUGAAGCAGUACAGUGGAGAUGCUGCAUUCCAAAAGAAAAAUACGCCCAAGCAAAAUGAGCAGUGUUUGAAGAAUUUUGAUUUGACUGAGUAUAGGCAGGUGUUUUCGGACAUAGCUAUCUGGAUAUUCCAAGCUGUAGUCCAAAACGUAGAAGAAAAGAUCCACCACCUUAUAGUACCAGCCGUAUUGGAACAUGAAGAGAUUGCAGGGAUGAGUAGUGGUUUUAGACGGCGAACUGCAAGCAGUGCCAGCGAAGCUGGCACACCUGUGGCGACCCAAAAACCCACGACGGCCCUUCUUCAAGAACUAACGCAUUUCUAUAAGAUAUUGACAUUGUAUGCUGUGAGCACCGAAGCCAUCUCCCAAAUCUUCAGGCAGAUUUACUAUUUCAUUUGCGCCUCCAGUUUAAACAAUCUUCUGCUUAGGAAGGAGUUGUGUAAUUGGUCCAAGGGUUUGCAGAUCAGGCACAAUUUAUCCCAUCUGGAGAUGUGGAUCAGAGAAAAACAACUCGACGAAACAUCUAUCCAAAGUACCUUACAACCAAUAAUCCAAGCAGCGCAUCUCCUUCAGGCGCGCAAAACCGAUGAGGAUGUAAAUACAGUGUGUGACAUGUGUAGCGCACUAACUCCGCUUCAGAUCUGUAAGAUACUCCAAUUGUACACACCAGUUGAGUAUGAAGAAAGGGUGCCUGUAUCUUUCAUUUCAAAGGUGCAACAAAAGCUGAAAGAGAGGGAUAUUGGAAAUAAUCCUGCUGCUCAGAACCUGCUUAUGGAUGUGAAGUACAGAUUCGCAACAGUUUUCAAUUUUCACUCUUCUUCAAUUUGCCUGGAAGAUAUCGAGAUACCAGAAGUUUUGCGUCUAGAUAUGCUCACCAAAAUAUAAAACUUAGUUCUGCAGAAAGAAAAACUACAUCGUUCGUGCAAGAUAUGUUCAUAUAAAUUCGUUGAUCCGUUAUAUUUAGUGAAAAUAGUAUUAUGUUGUAUUCUUGAUCUAUUUAUUUUUGUAUUGUAUAUAUUGUUAUGGAUAGGAAAUUUGUUGGUACGUAUGUGUUGAUAUAUUAUAGAAAUUUUAUGAAUGAAUAAGCAAUAACUAUAUUGUUGAAAAAGUAGAUGUUUGCUCUACCUACAGUUCAAGGCAGAUAUGAAUAUUGUGAUCAGUUUAGUUAAAAUGGCUUAAAAUUAGAUAUUGACAUUUUCUGACAUAUAUGGUUACAGGAAUAUAUUUAAACGUAAAGGAGAGUAGAUACCGAAGGGUGUCAGCAUUUGAGACCUUAUUAUUAACAAAUAAUCUCUUUUGUUGAAUGAAGCUUUCUCGACAUUCAUACUUGUCUAGUUCUGGUACAGUUAGAUAUACCUUUGUACUUUUAUCUAAUUUAUCACAGUAGUUCAGAUAUCAUAAUUGAAACACUUUUAUUCUGUAUUUAGUUCAAGAGAAGUAUUAUUUCUAAAUGAAUUAAGUGCCACGUAAUAAAUAUUUGCUUUUACAGCAUUUUGAUUAACAUUCCGCCAGAAGAUACUCAAUCUAAUUGAAAGACUGAAAGACACUUAUGCUCACACCUGACCACCACCGUCUCUACGUGCCAGCGCGUUACCACCUCUCAGACUGCUGUCGCAGGUUUUGAUAUUUCUUUUUCCGUGGUUGAGCAAUUCUGGAAGUACGAAAUCUUAGGAAUAUAAUUUCCAGGGGGUUGAGAGGUGAUCUUUCGACUUGACAAAUUGUGUCAUGUUUAAAGAUAAUCAACUUUAUACAAAAGGAAAAUGAAGUCUGUUUGAUUUCCGAUACGUGAACUACUGCAAUUCUAUUUGGCAACAUGCGUGGCUGUGAUGAUGGAUUUUAUGUGGACGUGCAAAUACAGCAUAUGGUUGAGCAUCUUCUUGGAGAAUAGGCUUAACAAUGCUGCAACAUUCUUAUCUCAUUUUCAUAUCGUUGUUGAUUUGAUCGUGAUUGUCGAUUAUGCACCUCUUAUUAUGCUAUUUUAAUCUCCCCACGUAUGUAUUUCAAAAACUACGCAUCCUAGAAAAAAAGUGUCAAACAAAAUGUGUAAGGUUCGAGGGAAAAACAUGGUGACCUUGACCAUAACAUUGACUGUGACAUACAAGGUCAUUUCAAGAUCAAGCGAAUAUUUAGAAAUGGAACUCCAAGAGGAGGAAAUUUUACACCUUACUGUAACCUUGACUAUGACUAUCAUUAUGACCGUCAAGGUCCAAUCAAGGCAUUGAAAAUAAUUUGCUCCAACAAAAAUGUAGUUGUGAGCUUUGUGGGGUCAUCAUAACGUGCUCUUGACCAUUACUUCCCAAAUUUUACACGUUUAAAUAUAACAUUUCUUGCUCUCUACAAUUUUGGCAUGAAAAUCAAGGGGUUGCUUUACAAAUGAGAUUUAAAAUUGACAUGGUCUUGACUUUGAGGUCAAUGUCCUAUUCGGACGUAACAUUUCCUGAAUUUUCCAAUUCCGGUAAGGGAAUAAGGGAUUUCCUUUAAAAAUGUUGCCUUACCUUGAAGGUCAAGGUCAAGGUCACCUUUGGGUGACCCCCACAACUGCAGUCGAACAAUUUUGCUAGAGGUUAAGAUCAUAUUCGGACGUAGAAUUUCGCAUGAACUAGAAAUGGCCUUGAAGGUCGCGGUGAAGGCCAUGGUCAAGGUCACCAUCAUUUUGCCCCCUCGAAUUCCAACGACAUAUAGGUGGGGAGAUUAAAAUGGGACACCCUGUAAAUUGGGUAUUUUAUAUGUACUUAGUUGAACAAUAGCAAAAAAUCAGCAACUCUACGGAAACCUUUCUAUGCCUUUACAAAAUAUAUGGCAUGAAAAGAAAAAUAUUUCGUUCUGAUUUUUAUGCUAAUAUGUGGGACUAUGAUAAGUAAGUUUAUGACAAUAAAUGAACAGAAAAGUAUUUAUUACAAGUAUAUUCAUAUUUUCCUUAUAAAAAUAAAUCCUUGAAGGGAUUAUCUGCAGAGUUGUUGGAUACGUAUUAAUUAUUAUACUUUAAAUACCAUUAAAUUGUGAUAUAGGUAUUUCCUUACUUUAGAGAUAUAACUCAAUGUAUAUAUAUAUUAGGUUUCGUAGUAGAUUGAAGAAAGUAAGGCUUGCCUCUUUCCUAUGUAACGCCUUAAGUAGUUAAUUGCAUUUAAAAUAUGUUAAAUCCACAAUCAUCCAACAAGAUCCAUACCCCCACGUAACAGACGGUCUGAGUUAUCAAGUGCGCUCGAACUAGCUCAGCUUCGCGCUGUCAAUACAACCGCUAACCUCUGACCAGCCGCGAAAAAACCGCUCACUUACGGUUUGUUCGAAGGCAUCUACUCGGCUGCGCUAUCCUCGGGAGAAACAGCUCACGGGCAAUGUGUUUAGGAAACGGUUAUUAAUGUUAGGCUUUGCGAGAGAACUCGAUAACUUUACCCUUUUUUGGACAGUGGGAACAUUGUAUAGCCACUCUCAGGCAGAAAAGCUCGACAGUAUUGCCUUGUCGGUCUUUCCUGUCCGAAGUGCAAGAUUCUCCAUCAGUGAUAUACUCACUAAACCCCUUCAGUCUUUAGCUACACAUCCUACCGUGGUUAUGCCAGCAGAAUUUCGUCAUGGUGGGUAGCGUUAAGCUUUCAUACCAGAGGUAAAUAGAUGUGUUAUCCUGAAAACGUCGCGCCAGUCCAAUUUGUGGUUUUGUGCAGUAAAUUCACGACGGAUACAUUCGGAGAGGUUGUAUCGCGGGCACCAGAGGUGUGCGGAUGUUCUGUGGCAUCGCGUAGCAGAGCGAAUGUAUGUGGUCCCGGUGGCGCAGACUUGUCUGUUACGCAGGAGGUAUCGAGAUGUAUAGAAAAUUAGGAAAAAACUACAUUUCACAUUCAAUUUAUUCACAAAUGUUCUAGCACUUUUUCAUUAUUUGUUCACCUAAUUUUUAAAGCAGUAACGUGCUCACACGACAGUGGUGUUUUUUUAUAAACUUGUCAAUAUCAAAAGCUCUUAAAAGCAAGCUGUGAGUAAAAAUGUAUAUUUGUGUAGAUGUUUUAAGGGAAGAUAUCAGCCAGAUUGUGUAUUUACAAUUCUAGCUAAAAAUUGUACAUCUCUAAAUGCUUACAUACUGUCAUCUGUCACACAAAAAGUGAUCCUUAAAAAUAGAAAUAUAAUAGGUACUGGAAAGCUUUCAAUAGAAGGUAUAUAUAUAUAUAAUGUUACUAUAAUAUUUAUAUUUACUGAAAUGAUAUAUUUACAACGCAAAGUAUUGUUAGACUUUCAAAUGUAUUCUAUCAUUUUUUUUUAAAUUAUGUCCUGUAAUUAGAAUUUGAUUAUAAUAAGCCGUUUCUAUACUCAGCGAUCCAGUUCAAAAAUUGUUUUUUCGGUAGUUUGUCAAUUAAUAUAUCUUAAAAAGUAAUAUUCUGGAAAUGUGAGUAAAACCUGGAUGUUCAACUGAUCAUUUAUAAUUUAAACCUUAAAGGAUAACGUCAUUGAAGUCAAGGUAUAUCCUUCCUUCCUCUCGACUGUCAAGGUAAAAUUUUUAUAAUGAAGUCAAAAAUCGCUGAACGAGCAAGUCAGUCUCAAGAGACAAAACAGCUGGUUUUAAAUCUUCAGUAUAGCCUGUAUGAAACUGCACUUUACCACAAAAUAUUUUUAGUACUUAAAAAAUGUUUAACUAAAAAAAUAAUGCAGAAUAAUUAUGUAAAGUGUAAAUUGACUAUUCAGACGCAGUUACCAUUUCUGUUAGAGCUUCUAAAUUCUAUUGUGGAUUACUAUUGUUAAUACUUUUCAUAGUUUAAUUCUAUUUAAAAGUGAUGUGAGUAAAAUAUAUUGC
Molecule: messenger RNA, 9531 nt
Organism: Acanthoscelides obtectus
Lineage: Eukaryota; Metazoa; Arthropoda; Insecta; Coleoptera; Chrysomelidae
Source: the annotation of a GenBank genome assembly